CUUUUUCAUUUUAUAAUUAUAUUGAAGUCUCCUCACACUACAUUAUAUCUAUUUAUUAAUUUAGUUUCGAGUCGACACAAAACUAAAUUCAGUUUGUUAAUUUAAUUUCGAGUCAACUCAGAAAUUAAAACGAAACUAUACUUUCGUAACGGUCCUUGCUAAAAACUAUAAUUAUUUUUAAACAAAAAAUAUUUUCAAACAAACAAAAAAUAAUUUUUAAACAAACAAAAAAUAAUUUUCUCAUAAUUGAAUUUUUUGAACAGUAGAAAAAUGGAGGACUCAAGAGGAGUUAGGAGAGGGAAAUGCGAUUGUGGAAAUUGUGACGAAUUCGAGUGGAUUAUAGGAUCCAAUUCUUCACAGUGUUCUUAUUGCGGAUGUUUUCCAACAAAGCACAGAAUAAUAAAAGGAAGGAAUGAAUCACAAGAUUUUGAUACCAUAAACGCUGAACAACAAAGUAAUGUUUCAUCUCAAGAAAUUAAAGAUGCUUUAGAUUCGGACAUUUGGAUUGAUGAUGGUCAAAAUUUUCGGCCUUACUCAUCACCUGCAAUUGUAUCUUUCAAUGAGAAAAAUGGAAUUCAAGCUUCUCAAAACGCUUCAUCAAAUACGAAGAGUACGGAUGAGAUUAGAAACAAGCCGUUUCCAAACGAUAAACAAUUAUCACGACAACCUUCUACAUCGAUUUCCGGCAGUGGUGAAAAAUCAAAAAGAAAAAACCCUUCAUCUCUUCAGCUUACAAUAACUUUCAAAAAUAAUGAGAAUUACGUGGAAAGUAUAAUUCCGAAGAGCUUUCCUCACAAUAUAGACAACGUUAUAAAAAGUGGAGUAGUAUUGCUAAGUACCCAAAAAGCCAGCAUAAUUAGAGAAACUACAAAAGCAAUAAUUCACAAGAAGUUGAGCACCGAUAAAGAUAUAGUCGAGGAUGUGGCUAAAUUGUUGUGUCAGAAGAUUCCUACAUUGAAGGGAAAGUUUGGAUUGAAACAUGAAGAAGUACUCACGAAAAUGAACGAAUGCAUUAAAAACCAUGCUCGGUAUGCAAGAAAAAAAGAUACAGAAGACAUUAGCAUACAAAUCUUGUGUACUGAGAUGGAGAAGGAAGUGAAUAGUGUUGGAGCAAAAUCAAUUAAUGUAAACAAAUUAAAACAAUUGUUGGAGAAGACACGAAAUAAAAGAGGCCUCGAAAGAAAUCAGCGUCUUACAUAUUUACUACGUAUCCAGCUCUGCGAAUACAAGAAUUAGUAAAGUAUUUUCGAACAUGACAAACUAAAUUCAUUAGAUUCACUUCUUUUAAACAAA
Molecule: messenger RNA, 1293 nt
Organism: Leptopilina heterotoma
Lineage: Eukaryota; Metazoa; Arthropoda; Insecta; Hymenoptera; Figitidae
Exons: 3
Coding region: 271-1236 (321 amino acids)
Source: RefSeq, a predicted model, not a curated record